GUCCGAGUCGGAGUGCGCGAUAGAAGCCUCCAUAUAAUCAUUAACAAAUCCGAAAUGCCAGAAGUUGAUAUUUAGUUGAAGAUCGCCGAUUAGAAAUUUGUAUAUUAUUUUUUUGGUUGGAUUAUAAUGAAAAGGUCUAUGUUAAUAACCACCCUAGGGGUGUUGUCAUUAAUAAUCAUAGAUAUAUUAAUUAUAACUUUGAUUAUACUAGCAACUAAAAAUGGUGAUAGAAAAUUGGGAGCGGUGGUGAGCAGCGGGCACGGAUGCGCCGAUAUCGGAGUAUCGAUAAUGAAGAAAGGCGGCAACGCGGCGGACGCCGCCAUAGCGACGCUCUUCUGCGAAGGCGUCGCCAUGUCGGAGAGCACCGGCCUCGGGGGCGGCUUCUUCCUCGUCAUAUACAACAAAACCACCGGCGAGAGUUGGGCGCUGGACGCCAGGGAGACGGCGCCGGCCGCCGCCGCCGAGGACAUGUACCGCGGCCAGCCAGCCAACGCCUCUCUGCGAGGCGGCAGGUCGGUGGCGGUGCCGGGAGAGCUGCGGGGCUACUGGGAGCUCUACAAGAGAUUCGGCGGCGGUUUGCCUUGGAAGGAUCUGGUGCAACCCACCAUAGAUAUAUGCAGGAACGGGCAAUACGUUACCAAAUUUCUGGAGUCUCGCUUCGAAAUGAGGAAGGAGCUUUUGUAUAACGAUCCAGUCAUGAGAGAUACGUUUUUCCACGAGGGCACGAAGGAAUAUUACAAAGAAGGCGAGCGAUUGAAGAGACUGAGGAUGGCUAAAACGUUAGAAACGAUCGCUGCAGAAGGCGGAGACGCCUUACACCAGGGAUCUCUAACGGAAGGUUUUGUGAAGGAUAUAAGAGACAAAGGCGGAAUCAUGACUGUGGAAGAUAUGAAUAAUUAUUACCCUUUAUGGAAGAAACCGGUAAAGAGUGUUAUCUAUCAAAACCACACGGUGAUUUCGUCGCCUUUGCCCGCCAGUGGUCACAUUCUAACCUACAUUUUAAACAUAUUGAGCGAUUACAUCGACGUCACCCGGCCCUAUUCCGUUCUAACUAAUCAAAGGAUCAUCGAGAGCUUCAAGCUGGGCUAUGCCAGUCGCACGAAAUUCGGCGAUCCCGAUUUCGUCGAUUUCGACAAGAUAAUAAGCAACCUGGUAUCGCCGGGGUACGCGCGGGAAAUGCGCAAGCUGAUCAAAGACAACGAAACAUCCCAAGAUCCGUUCUACUACGGCGCCACCACCGAUUUCCAACAAGACCACGGGACUUCGCACAUUUCGGUUCUCUCUCCCAGCGGCGACGCCGUGUCCGUCACGGGAACCAUAAAUUUCAUUUGGGGCGCCGGAUUCCAAUCCAACAGCACCGGCAUAAUCCUGAACGACAGCAUGGACGAUUUCUCCCAACCGGACGCGAUCAACGGGUUCGGUUUACCGCCAGCAGAGGCUAAUUUUAUUCGACCGGGAAAGCGACCCAUGUCCUCCAUGACGCCCACCAUCGUCCUCGAUGGCAACCAGAAUGUUGUUUUGGUACCGGGAGGCGCUGGCGGCAGUAAAAUCACAACGGCUCUGGCGCAGACAAUCAUCAAGAACCUCUGGUUCAAGAUGAGCCUCGAUGAUUCCAUAAACGAAAGGCGAUUGCACCAUCAAUUAGUACCGAUGAAGAUUAUUUACGAGGAGGAAUUUAGAGAGAAGGCUAAAGAUUUGGUCGAAGGUUUGGCGAAAAUCGGCCACAAGUACGAUUUCAAAGACGAUUACGGUUUCGCUUCCAUUGUGGCCAUUAGCAGGAAUUCCAGUACUAAUUGCAUCAGCGCUGUUUCGGACGCCAGAAGACCCGGAUCAGUUGCCUAUUUCACAGCGUAAUAUUUUAAUUUUACCUUCGUUAACUAGAAGAACAUUUUAUUUAUCGACUCGACAGUUUUUGUCGCAUUUUAACUAGCACUUAAUUAAUUUUAACUUAUUGUAAGAAAUAAAUAUUUUAAUAAAAAUUCGCCAUUAGAUAUUUU
This is a messenger RNA of Phyllotreta striolata, 1997 nucleotides long. NCBI's taxonomy places the organism in Eukaryota, Metazoa, Arthropoda, Insecta, Coleoptera, Chrysomelidae. The record is from the annotation of a GenBank genome assembly.